AUGGGCCUAGCUAGCUCUCGACAUCGGAGAGCGUCAGAUGGAGGCAGUGCCUCGAGUAGAAAGUUGAAAGAAAGACCCUCAACUGAUGUCACAAAUGUGGACAGGGAUUUCAGCAAAUCACAAUCGAUGCCAAUGUUGGAUCGAGAACGGAAAGGCACGAUAACGCCAGCAAAUGGUAUUACGAAGCCUGGCAAAGUCGGCGGAACAAGCGUAAGGAGAUCGGAAUCUGCAAUCAAAAGGAACGACUCAUUAGCUCCUAAAACAAGACCGCCAUUAAGACGGCAAUCAACUAGCAACAAAAUGCAAAGUAACGGCUAUCCACGACAAAAGUCAAUACGACGAGACAUUUCACAUCCAAUCGCGGCUUCGGGACGUGAAAUCAUUGUACAAUGUUUCGACAAUCCACACUCCGAAUUUGGAAAUAAGGUUUGCCAACGAGUUUUCGAGAAACGACCCGACUACCAGAACUACGUCUAUCAAAUGGGCAAAGAGAAAGCCUAUCAAAUGACGCAAAAGUUGAAAGAUUUGGUGGAGAAUAUUGUCUCGAGGAUAGAUGAUGUUGAUCACAUUGUGGCCGUGUCUCGAGCGUACGGCGAGGAUCAUGUCGAGUUGAAAACGAUGGGAUUCAAGCCUGAUUUCUGGGUGGCCUUGGCUGAUGCGAUGACCGUUGAAGGAGUGAUCCUUGAUAUGGCGAAUCAUCAGCCAGCCGACACAGUGGGUGCUUGGUCUCAACUCGUCUCCCUAAUCUUCUCCUCGGUUCGCGAUGGUUACUACUCGGCUCUGCGUGUGCAUCGAAUGAAUUCCCGUAAAAAUCUCGCUCGUCAAACCACCUCCGAUUCAACAAAUAAUGACAUCAGCUGCCCACAACCGACCUCACGAAACAAUAGUUUGAAUGGUCGAUGCACUGAGGUGUGCAGCUCACCAAGGGGGAAUUUCCCUCGUCUCGCAGCUGUGACAUUUGAU
Molecule: messenger RNA, 963 nt
Organism: Mesorhabditis belari
Lineage: Eukaryota; Metazoa; Nematoda; Chromadorea; Rhabditida; Rhabditidae
Source: the annotation of a GenBank genome assembly